This is a messenger RNA of Microthlaspi erraticum, 822 nucleotides long. The record is from the annotation of a GenBank genome assembly. NCBI's taxonomy places the organism in Eukaryota, Viridiplantae, Streptophyta, Magnoliopsida, Brassicales, Brassicaceae.
AUGGACGGUGGCGAUAGGCUGAGAGUGACGUUACUAGAUCGAAUGUCGACGGUGGAGAAUAGCCGGAGCUCGUUAACGGGAUUGACUCUAGAAGCCAUUCUAAUGGCCGACAAAAACGUAACCUCGCCGCAGCCACAGCAAAUUGCGCCGCCUCCGACGUCGAGGAACAACCAAUCGAAUCGGACACUUCUCGAUGUAAUGCAGACAGAGCACCGCCCCCGAGAUAAAACCGCUUGGAAAUCUCUCCGUGAGAAGCUCCGGCUCAAACGCAACGGCACUGUUUGGAUCUCGUCGAAUCCUGUCCCGAGCUCGGAUACGCCUAUCCUUAACCGGGAUAACGAUAGAAACCGGCUCGGUUUUCUUUUUUCCAGCUCCGGAGACGCAAGAGGUGACUCACCGCCGGUUUCUGAGUUCAACGGAGCAACGGCGGAGGGAAGGAUCCGGUUAGGAGCUGUGUUGGCGGAGGAGAGAGCGUUAUCAGCGAGGGAAGAGGAAACGUUGUCGGUGACGGCGGAGAUUCAGCCGGCGAGGAUGUCUUUGAUGGAGUUGCUGGAGGAGAACGAAGGACAGAUGAGUUUCGUUAGUGUCGUAGACGGCGAGGAAGAUGACAGAGGAGGAGGAGUGGCGGCGGAGGAGGAGAUGACGACGGCGGCGGUGGCGGCGGAGAUAAGUUGUUGUGUGUGUAUGGUGAGAAGCAAAGGAGCGGCGUUUAUUCCGUGUGGCCAUACGUUUUGCAGGUUGUGUUCGAGAGAGCUUUGGGUGCAAAGAGGAAACUGUCCUCUCUGCAACACCACCAUUUUAGAAAUUCUUGAUCUCUUUUAG